GGGGCGGGCUGAGGCGGCCGGUGGCAGGAAGGCGUUAUGGCGGCGGUGGCCCAGUGUGUGCGGGCCGCGCUGCGCCCGCGGUACCCGCUGCUCAGCAUCUCCCUCAGGACUUCUCCACGACUGCUUUGUGUAGCAACACAACAGAAAAAUACUGGCCAGAACUUGGAAGAAGACCAGAGUCAGAGCCAAAAUGAGCAGAAGGUUGAACCCAGCUCUGCUGAAAAAAUGUUGACUGAAGAAAAGGCCAAACUGGAAGAACAACUAAAAGAAGUUACUGACAAGUACAAGCGUGCCUUGGCAGAUGCAGAGAACGUGAGGCAAAGAAGCCAGAAGCUGGUAGAAGAGGCAAAGUUAUACGGGAUUCAGAGCUUCUGUAAGGACUUACUAGAAGUUGCAGACAUUUUGGAGAAAGCAACAGAAAGUGUCCCAAAAGAAGAAAUUAAGGAUGAGAACCCUCACUUGAAGAGCUUAUAUGAAGGUCUUGUCAUGACAGAAGUACAGAUCCAAAAAGUGUUUAAAAAACACGGGCUGCUCAGACUGGAUCCCAUCGGCGCCAAGUUUGAUCCCUACGAACACGAGGCGCUGUUCCACACCCCCGUGGAAGGGAAGGAGCCCGGCACCAUCGCGCUGGUCUCCAAGAUCGGCUACAAGCUGCACGGGCGCACGCUGCGGCCUGCCCUCGUCGGCGUUGUGAAAGACGUGUAGCUGCUUAACCAGAGCACCCCAAAUGCCAUACAGCUAUUAAACAGCUUGGAUGGUUUUUCUCUUACCAACCACACGUUCCUCAUUCCUCUGUCCCCUGAGAGGUUUAAAUGAAUCGGUUGAGGUCUCCCAGUGAAGAUGAAGGAACUGGUGAAAUUCUCCUGCUUAAUGGCCUUCAUCAUCACUGUUCUGUCUGCUCUCUCCUUCAACACAAGAGCCAGUUGGCCCUCUGAUGCUGUAGGUUAGGUAACAUUUUUUAUGACAAUUGCUACUGAAGGUGGGUUAGAUUGAAAGUAUCUAAAUGCUCACAAGAGUGUUGUGAUCUCAGGUUUAUCACUGUGCGUACAUUGAAAACCCAAAUGGUGGCUCAAACACUUCCUCUGUAGAACCUGGCGUGGUAGAAGUGGGUGAAGCAGUACAAAUACCCUGUUUUCUGCAAGCAUCCAUCAGCUUGCACACACUGAUGUGAUAAAUUUCCCCUUUUGUCUAUUCAGAAAUAAUCUCAACAACUGAAAUUGAACCCUUUAUGAAUUCUGACCUGUGAAUAAAAGGAAUGGAGAGUAGACGUGCCUUGUAGGUGUUCAGCCCCUUUUCUUCUGUACUAACAUUGACUCAAGAAAAACAUCUAAUGCUUGUAUGGCAUUGAAGAACCAACGGAAUUUAUCCUAGGUCUGGAUUUUUAACUUAGUGUUGUAUAAAUUGGUUUAAACAAUUUUGAUAGUCUUGUAACUGCCAAGCUUUACAAUCAGUUUGUUAUGCAAACUGUAGUUACAGCCCUACUGAGGGCCAGGAUACCCAAAGAAGUGAGUAGCUGAGAGUUUGGUAUAUGCUGUCUUUUAGUUACAUAAAUAAUUGCAUGUGAGUGAUCAAACAAAAAUGUGAACUUAGUUCCACCUUCUUUUCUUGCAUUUACUCAGCUUGGAUCUCAGGUUGCAACAGAACUUGUCUCGUACACAGCUCUUGCCACUUGUGAUUCCACUUGGAGCUGAAGUCUGCAGGGUCCGGCUCUCAGAUCCCACCCAGCAGGAACUGAAAGCUUUCUCCUGCCUUUGGCUGCUCACAGGGAUGGGAGUGGAUGGGACUUGGCAAGUUACCCAAGUGCCACAGCUUCUGUCCUCAGGGCCCCUACAUUUAACACACAGGACAGACACUUCCAAUGUGUCACUAGGACCUGGUAACCAGUAAUAAGACUGAAUUUUGCA
Colius striatus (speckled mousebird) is the source of this 1904-nucleotide messenger RNA. RefSeq names its product GrpE like 1, mitochondrial (gene GRPEL1). Gene Ontology annotation, cellular component: PAM complex, Tim23 associated import motor. The transcript has 4 exons. The coding region runs from base 37 to 705 and encodes 222 amino acids. Gene Ontology annotation, molecular function: adenyl-nucleotide exchange factor activity; protein homodimerization activity; protein-folding chaperone binding. The record is from RefSeq and is a predicted model, not a curated record. Gene Ontology annotation, biological process: protein import into mitochondrial matrix; protein folding. NCBI's taxonomy places the organism in Eukaryota, Metazoa, Chordata, Aves, Coliiformes, Coliidae.